AUGGCCGACGACGCGCAGCAUGAGCAAACCUUCGAGAGCGCCGAUGCCGGUGCCUCUAUGACCUACCCUGUGCAGUGCUCUGCGCUGCGCAAGGGCGGUUACGUCGUGAUCAAGGGUCGCCCGUGCAAGAUCGUCGAAAUGUCCACCUCCAAGACCGGCAAGCACGGCCACGCCAAGGUCCACCUGGUCGCCCUCGACAUCUUCACCAACAAGAAGCUGGAGGAUCUGUCUCCUUCCACCCACAACAUGGACGUCCCCAACGUCACCCGCCGGGAGUACCAGCUCCUGGAUGUGACUGACGAUGGCUACCUUUCCCUCAUGGACGACAGCGGCAACACCAAGGACGAUGUCAAGCUCCCUGAGGGUGAGGUUGGUGAGAGAAUCAAGAAGAUGUACGAGGAGGGCAAGGACACCAACGUCACCGUCAUGUCUGCCAUGGGUGAGGAGUGCGCUGUGGACGCCAAGGAAGCCCCCAAAUAA
Messenger RNA from Rasamsonia emersonii CBS 393.64, 480 nucleotides. Its product is annotated as Eukaryotic translation initiation factor eIF-5A. The transcript is spliced from 3 exons. Lineage: Eukaryota; Fungi; Ascomycota; Eurotiomycetes; Eurotiales; Trichocomaceae. Gene Ontology annotation, biological process: positive regulation of translational termination; positive regulation of translational elongation. The record is from RefSeq and is a predicted model, not a curated record. The coding region runs from base 1 to 480 and encodes 159 amino acids. Gene Ontology annotation, molecular function: translation elongation factor activity; ribosome binding; RNA binding.